AUGCGCGUUGGCUCACCAGCAACAUCAGGAGGAAGGAAGAUGGCGGAGGAUGGGAGAGAGGAGUCUGUGGUCAGUGAUGACGACUCAGACUAUUUGGGGGCAGACGGGAGCUUAAGCAACACGAUGGUGGAGGAGGGCUGCACUCUCCUGCGCAGGAUGGAAAUCUGUGUUGCUGAGGCUGAGAAGAGGAGCGGCAAAAAUGCAGUGAACAUGCAGGAGACGUUCACCGUGUACCUCAUCGAAACACGGCCGAUGGACGCGGUGGCUGAAGGUCGGAACCCAGCCCCUGACUCUCUGUGGAGGCGGUACAGUGAAUUCGAACUGCUGCGGAGUAACCUAGUAGUUACCUAUCCUUACAUCGUGGUGCCACCUCUGCCGGAGAAGAGGGCGGAGUUUGUGUGGCACAAGCUGUCAGCCGACAACAUGGACCCAGACUUCGUAGAACGCCGGAGGGUCGGGCUGGAGAACUUUCUGCUUCGCGUGGCUUCUCAUCCAGUGCUCUCCAACGACAAGAUCCUCCACCACUUCCUCACCGAGGAAAACGGCUGGAAAGAAGUGGUGUACGAGACGGGAUUUCAGGCUAAGGCAGAUUCCAGACUAAGAGCCCUCAGUGCCACCUUCAGGGUGAGAAAUACAGAUAAACGCUUCAUGGAUAUGAAACGCUACAGCGACGAGCUGCAGUCGCACACAUCUCAGCUGCUGCGUGCAAGAGCAAGGGUUGCUGAUCGACUCUAUGGUGUUUUCAAGGUCCAUGGGAACUACGGGAGAGUCUUCAGUGAGUGGAGCGCCAUCGAGAAAGAGAUGGGAGAUGGACUGCAAAGCGCCGGUCACCACAUGGACGCAUAUGCUGCCUCCAUAGAUGAUAUCUUAGAAGAAGAGGAACAUUACGCAGACCAGCUGAAAGAAUAUCUCUUCUACGCUGAAGCUCUGAGGGCGGUGUGCAGGAAACACGAGUUGACCCAGUUUGAGCUUGAGGUGGCCACCCAGGACCUCAUCUCCAAGAAGCAGCAACGUGAGGAGCUGGCUACAGGGAUAGUGCGGACGUUCUCCUUCAAAGGCAUGACCAACAAGCUGUUUGGACAGGAGGCGCCUGAGCAGAGGGAGGCCAGGCUGAAGCUGCUGGAGGAGCUGAUAGCGGAGGGCGAAGAGGCAGUCAAGGAGAAGACGGCCGAGUGCGAAGAGCACGUUGAAAGGGCGUGGGUAGACAUACAGCGCUUUGAGGAGCAGAAAGACAAAGAUCUGCAGGAAGCACUCAUCAACUACGCUGUCAUGCAAAUCAACAUGUGCAAGAAGGGAAUACAAGUGUGGAGCAAUGCCAAAGAAUGUUUCCUCAAGAUGUAAAGCUGAAGCCAUAGUCGACAGAUGUCCACCCUCAGUGAUGAUCACCUGCAGAUUCGGGGGAAAUGAUGCCAGCGUCCUCUGGUUGGAGGUUAGAAGACAACAUCGCUAAUGUUACAAAAUCUAUACAAAAAUAAUUUAAUUUCUUAGUACUUUAAAAAGCUUUCAUAUACAGCUAAUUUGCAAUAGGGGUUGGACCAUAGAUGCACAGGACCUGGACACCAGGUCUCCUACUUUGGAGAUCAGGGUUCAAAGUUUAAGCAAGGGUCAUUUUCUCUGAGCUUAAACAGGCAGUUGUGGGAUUUAGUGUUUUAACCUACAGAUGUGAUUUAUGGAUGUGGGCGUUUGCCAGAGGGGGAAAGAUACAAUCAGGUUGUUUUGUAGGUUCAGGCCCAGGAUUUUCAAAUUUUCACUCGUACGAGGGGGAAAAAAUGGUCUGGUUCAUGGAUAUUGGUUCUUGAUUGUCCACCUGUUUUGUUUGGUGCCCAUAUAGUGAGGUUUGCAUGGGCUGGUAUGAAACCUGCCAGUCAAACUGUGGUACAGACCAAACAACCAGACCAAGGCCACAUGAAAAGGAGUGUCUCAGUCCAGUCUGGAAUGUUAAUGCUCAUAAAUCAGUUUUAUUUUGUUGAGGCUCUUUGUGACACCAGAGAACGUAAAUGGACACAUCAGGAACUAUGGAGCUAAUUUAAGUACUUGACACACAGUGUGGUUUGUAAACACAAAAUGCACCUAUCAAACAAAUACACAACAUAUUGCUAAUACAUCAUGCCUCAGAAACAAAUACAGCAUGUUUCAGAAAUACAAAGCUGCGACGCCCAUCAACAUGUCGAUGUUCCAACACACCUGUCUUCAAACCCGGCCUCCAUUUUAAUCUCACCUACACACCUGUAAAGUCUCAUGACUGAACACCUGCCAUACAUCAUGUGCUGUAACACAGGUCUGUCAUGUGUUGUAAUGGCUUAUGGAGAAA
This is a messenger RNA of Toxotes jaculatrix (banded archerfish), 2311 nucleotides long. RefSeq names its product sorting nexin-4-like. Gene Ontology annotation, biological process: protein transport. Bases 1 to 1341 code for a protein of 446 amino acids. The transcript is spliced from 14 exons. The record is from RefSeq and is a predicted model, not a curated record. Lineage: Eukaryota; Metazoa; Chordata; Actinopteri; Toxotidae. Gene Ontology annotation, molecular function: phosphatidylinositol binding.